Messenger RNA from Symbiodinium necroappetens, 4536 nucleotides. Lineage: Eukaryota; Dinophyceae; Suessiales; Symbiodiniaceae. The record is from the annotation of a GenBank genome assembly.
GAAGUUGCGCCCUGCAACACCCAAGCCUGCGUUCCCGUCACGAGGGACUGCGCUUUCGGCGACUGGGGCAAUUGGAGCACAUGCUCCCAGGAGACAGGCGAAGGCUUUUCCAAGAGACUGCGGAGCCUGGUGCCGGCGACGGGAGACGGCAAGGCUUGCAAUGGAACCACCGUGGAGCUGAAGGCUUGCCAGAUCAAGCCUCAGGAGGUUGUCGACUGCAAGUGGGGGAGCUGGUUGGACUGGAGCGACUGCACCAAGACCUGUGGAGGAGGCUCCAUGCGCCGGAGCCGGGCCGUGGAAGCGGCGCCGCGGAACGGCGGCCUGCCCUGCCAGGCCGAGGAUAAGGAGGAAGUGGCUUUCUGUAGCACAAUGCCGUGCAGCGGCGAGUGCAUCGAUGGCAAAUGGAGCGACUGGGCAGACUGGGGGGAGUGCAGCGCCUACUGCGGCAGCGGCUUCCAGAAGCGGCGCCGGAGCCUGGCGACGCUGCCCACAGCUUGCGGGGCCAUGCCGGAAGGGCACCGCGAGGACUACCGCCUCUGCGACCCGGCCUUGCCGGCCUGCGAGCAGGACCAAAACUGCCGCCUCUCCUUGUGGAGUAGCUGGUCGGAGUGCUCCAAGGACUGUCACGGAGUCCGUGAGAGGGUCCGCCACAUCACCAUGUUCGCCCGCGGGAACGGAGUUCCCUGUGUAAACGAAAGCCUCAAGGACAUCGAGGACUGCAAUCCGCUGCUGGGCGGCGCAGCACCUGCUGCCUGCGGCACGGCGCCGCUGCAGGACUGCGUUCUCCAGGACUGGUCCGAGUGGUCAGAUUGCUCCGUGACCUGUGGCGGCGGCGAACAGCUCCGCAAGCGCACGGUCUUGCAGGCCUCCUCGAAUGGCGGCAGACCGUGCAAUGGCACCCUGACCCUCGUCCAGGGCUGCAGCCCAAGCCCUUGCCACGUCCAUGUGGCCAAGGAUUGCAAGUGGGGAGACUGGGCGGACUGGGGAGACUGCACUCACUGUGGCGGGCAGCGCACUCGGCACCGCAUCAUUGAGCAACUCCCGACGCUGCACGGCAAGCUGUGCGAUGAGGAGGAUGCCAAGGAGGUGUCGAACUGCACCAGCUACUGCCAUGAUCGGAAGUAUUGCGUGUGGUCUGAGUGGAGUGGGCGGGAAUGUGCCCCAACAUGCGGAGUGUCCACGACUAUGCGAAACCGAGUUCUAAAACUCGUGGACGUAGCGGAUGCGAAGGAUUAUCUCUUUGUGGGUGACAAGCAUUCCGGCUGCCUCGGUUCGCAGCUAGACGUGACAACCUGUCCCAGCUCCAGCGAACACUGCACGGAGUGCGUGCCUGUGGACUGUGCCUUUGGACCCUGGAGCGAGUGGAAUGAGCCAACCUGUGUCGGGCUCUGCGAGCGCCAGCGGGUUGUGAAGCAGAUGAGCAACGAGUGUGGCUCUCCUUGCAGCGGUGCCUUGCAAGAGACGAAGCAUUGUCAGUCCAAUUCCUGCGACGCACCCCAGGACUGCGAAGUCUCAGACUGGACCGAGUGGAGCCACUGCAGCAAUGCCACGGGACAUAUGGGCGGACAAAGGUAUCGCCGACGGGAUGUCCUCCAAGCUCCAAAGCGUGGCGGCCUUGCAUGCUAUGGAGACCUGGGACAGACUAAGGCUUGCAAAGGAGAGCUACCGGAGCCUUGUGUGAUGGAUCAGUGGCAGAGCUGGGGUGAUUGUAGCACAACGUGCGGCGAAGGUUUCCGAAGUCGGGAAAGGACUAUCAAGCGCUUGGCUGACGAUGGAGGAACGCAAUGCAACGGACGUUUAUCGGAGGUGAAGGAAUGUCACGCAGGCUUCUGGGAGGAUUGUGGUUUGGGGAGCGAACAGGACUGCGAGUUCGAUGCUUGGAAUGACUGGAGCGAUUGCAGCUUUUCCAUGCAACGAGAGCGGUCGAGGGACUUCAAGAAGCGAGCGCUGUUGGGUGGGCUACCUUGCAUGGGCCCAAUGCACGAGCUCGAGACUUGCCACCACGACCCUGUCGACUGCACCGUUUCGGACUGGACUGAUUGGGAUAAUUGUGAUCGCACUUGUGGCUCGGCACAUGCACGGCGUCAGCGGGAGAUUCUGACCUUCCCCAUGCACGGAGGCAAUUUCUGUCCCAGCGAUCUCGUUGAGAUGAAAGCUUGCCAUUUGCCAACUUGCGAUCUGAAGGAUUGUAAGGUUUCAGGCUGGCUCGAGUGGGGUGCCUGCUCUGCGUCCUGUGGCCCCGGUCAGCAAAGCCGCGUUCGUGCAGUGAUCAACCUCCGGGAACCUGGUGGCUUCGGCUGCUUCUUCUCCAUUGCCGAGAACCAGGCCUGCCAGGGCAGCGAUGGAGCUUGCUCCGCAGACUGUGAAUGGGAGAACUGGGAUGACUGGUCGGAUUGCAGCCAAUCCUACGGGGGGGGCCACAUGAAGCGCGAACGCAAGAUCAAGACCAUGCCUUCUGAAGGAGGCAAGGCGUGCGACAACAAGGACAUGACGGAAAUGCUGCCUUGCAACGUGGGCGCCUGCCAUGAGCAUUGCGUCGACGGCGCCUGGGCCGUCUGGGAGCAAUGGUCUCCAUGUAGCCGCACAUGUGGAGGAGGUGUGACCUUCCGACGCCGGGAGGUGAAGCAAAUGGCCAACAGCUGCGGCCAUCCGGCUAUCGGCCACGACAAGGAGACGAAGUUCUGCAACGUCGACGUGCACUGUCAGAAAGACAAGGACUGCCUCUACACCGGCUGGAGUAGCUGGAACGAGUGCUCCAGCAGCUGCACAGGCAUUCGAUUCCGGCGGCGAAGCAUCGCCGCCUAUGGCCACGGCGACGGCCUCUUCUGUCAGGGCGCCUUGCAGGAAGUCUCAAUGUGCAACCCCGCGGAGGGCGAGGCGGCCCCGAGCGGCUGCCUUGAAGGGCCGAAGGUGGACUGCGUGCUCAGUGCCUGGAGCGGCUGGGAUGCCUGCAGCGCCACCUGCGACGGCGGGGAACAAAGGCGCCACCGAUACGUCACCCAGCAUCCCCACCACGGCGGCCUUGCGUGCAAAGGCACGCUCGUGGAUGUCCGGGAAUGUGGUCGUGACCACUGCCACAACGGCGGCCAUCCGCUGGAUUGUGUUUACGGGCAGUGGAAGGAGUGGGCAGCCUGUGGACAAUGUGACGGUGAGAGAAAGCGAGUCCGGGAAAUUCUGGUUUACCCGGCAAAGGGCGGCCGAGAAUGUGUCCCGGCGGCCAUGGAGGAAGUGGGCGCUUGCCCCAACCCCUGUGCUUCGGAGCUCGCCUGCUCCUGGCAAAGUUGCUCGGGGCACCCAGAUCUUUGUGCACGACCCUGUGUCUACAUCGCCAAGAGGGGCGCCUGCAAUGUGGAUUCUUGCAAUUUCUGCCACUUGGGCCAUGACCCGGAUCGGCCCCCUGCGAAGCUGGAUCAGAGAAGCCGGCAGAUAUUGUCGAAGCUUGCCCGUGGCGACGUUUGUGCAUUGCUUUUGGGGAUUUUCCGUGCCAAGAUAGAACAGAUGGAGCAGCUUCGCGACACAGCUGCACACAUUCUGAAGCUCUUGGAGGAGGAGAUCGCAAAGUACCCACCGGAAGGACGCCUGGCGGGGAAGAGAUCGCAGGAGUUGCGGAAGUUCCUGGGGCGCAUGUCCUUGACAUAUUCGAUGACGUAUUUCUCGCCGAACUUACCAGAAAACUUGAUCGUGGCCUUCGAGCGGAUGCGUCAGACCUAUCCAUCGCCGCAAGGGGCAGAUCUGUCCUUGAGGGAGGCACUUGUCCUGUUCCCGCCUCGCAUGAUCACAGCCAUGCGCAAUGACGAGGAUAUGGACGACCUGAUCACCGAGGGUGCAGUGUGGCGUGUCUGGGUACGUGUACUCAUUGAGAAGGAAGGUUAUACGGGUUAUAUCCUUCAGCUUUUCGGCAUCCUUCAUCCGAUUCUUUGCCCUGGCUCCGGCCUUGCGAUACAUCUUCGACUCGUCGCAGGAGCCACUGAAGCUCAUGAUUCGCCAGUGAAUCCUGUCGGGACAGCGGUUGGUAUCCGCCGAAGAUCUUUUGCCGGUGCCACAACGGCGAUCAUCGGUGCGGGAUGGACGAGAGCAGGAAAAAGGUCCAAGUGGAGCUCUUGCUCUGCAACCUGUGGGACCGGUGGAAGGAGACAUCGCUUUAGGGAGAUGAUCAAGGUCACGCGGCCUGUAAACAGCGGGCUUGCGGGUAAACCACACCGGGACCUCAUCCAGAAGUACCGGACGCUGUACGAUCGCACGCGCAGCCUGGAGGAGGGCCAGAUGAAGGAGAUAGGCCUUGCCUUCCUCGCGGGCUUUCUGGCGCUUUCAGCCGUCGGAACCUUCGUGCAGCGGCUGCGGCGGCCUGCAAUCCAGGUCACGAUGGUCGACACCGAGCAGGCCCUCGCUGGUGAAGAGGCCUCCGAUGUGGAGGAGGAGAUGCUGGGAGAUGGCUAUGCCGCGGCGGAGCGCAUCGCCCUGGAGCCCAACGGCAACCCUAACUAUCUGAUCGACCCGAAUAAUGCCAACUUCUUCCACAUGAUGUUCUUCUUGUGA